Molecule: messenger RNA, 759 nt
Organism: Aspergillus pseudonomiae
Lineage: Eukaryota; Fungi; Ascomycota; Eurotiomycetes; Eurotiales; Aspergillaceae
Product: glutathione S-transferase
Exons: 2
Coding region: 1-759 (252 amino acids)
Biological process (GO): glutathione metabolic process
Molecular function (GO): glutathione transferase activity
Source: RefSeq, a predicted model, not a curated record
AUGUCGCAACGCUCCAACGGCCCGUAUCAACUCAUCUACUGGCCCGAGAUACCCGGCCGUGGAGAAUUCAUACGACUGGCCUUAGAGGAAGCCGGGGCCGACUAUACCGACACUGCACACGAAGAAGAUGGAAUUAACACCGUACUAUCACUCAUUGAUAAGAACUACGAGGGCGAUCAGUCUGGCCCUCCACCGUUCGCACCGCCCAUUCUCAAGCAUGGUGAUCUGCGGAUCAGCCAGACACCCAAUAUUCUGCUCUACCUGGCCCCGCGGCUCGGUCUGACGCCAGAUGGGGACGCCAUCUAUCAAGUCAACUCGCUCGCUCUCACGGCCCUCGAUGGGUUCAGCAAUGAGACUCACGACACGCACCAUCCCAUUGCCCCGGAACUCUACUAUGAGGAUCAAUUGGAGGAGAGCAAGCGGAAGUCGGAGUCCUACCGGAAGAAUCGUCUGCCCAAGUUCCUCUCCUAUUUCGAGCGGGUGUUGAAGCCCCAGGCGGCACAGGGCCGUCCGUGGCUGUAUGGUACGACGUUGACAUAUGCAGACCUUGUUCUUUUCCAGGGCAUUGAUGGUCUCAAGUUUGCAUUCCCUCGAGCACUUAACCGACUGGAAAAGUCGGGUGAAUAUGCAAAUGUUUUCAAGCUCUACGAAGCUGUAAAGAACCGGCCUCGCAUCAAGGAGUAUCUCGCAAGUGACAGGAGACAGAAAUACUCGCUGGGUAUCUAUCGACACUAUCCGGAAUUGGAUGAUACUGAGUAG